AUUAUAAUUUCUUAAAGACAUUAAAUUAAGAAAACUAUUUAAUUUUCGGUACAAAGUAUAUAAAAAUAAGGACGCGUUUAGCAAAAACAGAAUUCAUAGAUAAUCAAAUCAUAUAGACCUCAGCGCCAACGCAUUCACUUGCACGAGUAUCAAAUCCACCAUAAAGGAAGUGCAGCAUACGAAUUAGUGAUAAAGGAAUAAAAAAUUGUGAAGAAAAUUUAAGGGAAAAUUGCUGGAAACAUGUCGGCGGCGCAAGUUGAAGUGCAGCAAAACAACGAGGAUAAAAUAUUGGAUGGAGUGAGUAAAGCAACCGCUAAAGGCACCGACUCAACCGCCUCCACCCUCAAUAAUGCGUUGAACGAGAAUAAUAAUGCAGUGGAAAAGACCACUAAAAUGGAUACGUCAACAACAACGCAAGAAGCAACCAACAAUGGUGUCGAUGAACAAAAGGAUUUAGCAGAAAAUUACAAAAAUCAGGGAAAUGAGAUGUUAAAAAAUAAGGAAUUCACUAAAGCAAUUGAAAUGUACACGAAAGCUAUAGAGUUAUGCCCCUGUGCAAUAUACUAUGCCAACCGUUCACUAGCUCAUCUGCGAGAAGAGAGUUUUGGUUACGCUCUACAAGAUGGUAUCGCCGCUGUUAAAGCGGAUCCAACGUACUUGAAGGGCUAUUACCGUCGUGCCGCAGCCCAAAUGUCACUUGGUAAAUUCAAGCAAGCGUUAGCCGAUUUUGAAUAUGUCUCAAAAUGUCGACCCAAUGACAAAGAUGCUAAACUUAAGUAUACGGAAUGCAAUAAAAUAGUUAAAAUGCGUGCUUUCGAACGUGCCAUCGCGGUUGAUACACCCGAAAAAACGUUAGCCGAAAUGUACAAAGAACUAGAAGAUAUAGCAAUCGAAGAUGCUUAUACGGGGCCGGCCCUCAAAGAUAACAAAGUAACAUUGGAAUUCAUGUUGGAACUAAUGGAGCAUUACAAAAACCAAAAAAUUUUGCACCGUAAAUACGCUUAUAAAAUACUCUGCGAUGUUGACGAAUAUAUGCGAACGCAACCCUCGCUCGUUGACAUUAAUGUACCCGAUGAAUCGAAAUUUACAAUUUGUGGCGAUAUUCAUGGUCAGUUCUAUGAUCUUAUGAAUAUCUUCAAAAUAAAUGGCUUGCCAUCGCCGACGAAUCCAUAUCUAUUCAAUGGCGAUUUCGUUGAUAGAGGCUCAUUUUCUGUUGAGUGUAUAUUCACACUUUUCGGUUUUAAACUUUUAUAUCCGAAUCACUUCUUUAUGUCUCGUGGCAACCACGAGAGCAUUAACAUGAAUCACAUGUACGGCUUCACUGGUGAAGUAUCGGCAAAAUAUACCUCCCGCAUGGCUGAUAUGUUUACGCGUGUAUUCAAUUGGUUGCCGCUAUGCCAUUGCAUUAACAAGAAGAUUCUUGUCAUGCAUGGUGGUCUGUUUUCGAAAGACAAUGUCGUUUUAGAUGACUUACGCUGCAUCGACCGCAACUGCCAGCCACCCGAGGAGGGACUCAUGUGUGAACUAUUAUGGUCCGAUCCGCAAGCAUGGCCCGGUCGUGGUCCCUCGAAACGUGGUGUGGGCAUACAAUUCGGACCCGAUGUUACAAAGGCAUUUUGUAAACGAAAUAAUUUGGAUUAUGUUGUACGCAGUCAUGAGGUCAAAGAUAUGGGCUAUGAAGUCACACAUGAUGGCCAAUGCAUUACGGUGUUUUCCGCACCUAAUUACUGCGAUACUAUGGGCAAUAUGGGCGCUUUUAUAACAAUAAAAGGCAAUGAUUUGAAACCGAAUUUCAAAUCAUUCGAAUCUGUGCCUCAUCCUGAUGUAAAGCCAAUGGCAUAUGCAAACAGCUUAAUGAGCAUGCUGUCCAUGUAGUUUAAGUUAACUCUGUAUAGUAAUAUAAAAUUCGGCUGGCGUUUAAGCAAGUAUUGUAUAUCUUAAACAAGGAAACAAAUCAUUAGACGAUAAAACAAAAAUAUCAGCAUGUCGUAUGAACACUACCGCAUUUUGAACUCAAAAAUUGCUCACGAAAUAAAGUCACAGAGUUUCACAUUUAUAAAGAAGAAAACGUAAACUGGUGCUUAGUAUAGAAUCGCUAAAAUAAAGAACAUGCUAACUACAAUCUAUUUUUAAACUAGUAUGGUAAAAACAUCAAUUACUAUCUAAUUUUAAUAGUAUAACAUAUUGCGAACCGUAAAUUCACUAUAUUCGAUAUACGCAGUUUUUAGCGUAAAAACCUGCUUCCUAAAAGCUUGGCUUUGUUAAAGUUUAUUUUGCAAAUUUCAAAACAAAAAAUGCAGAGAAUAUUAAAUUAAACUACAUGCAAUUACUUAUUGAUUUGUUGGUUACUUGUUUUCAAUUUUUAAAGUCGAAAAUAAUGUAAAAAGUUGUCGAGUCACAUACACAAUUUUUGUAUUUUUCAUUAAGCUUUUUACCAAUUUUCAAUUGCUUUGCAAAUUUUAUCAACCGAACGAAAAUGCGUUUAAGUCAACCAAAAUCUAAAUUAUGCCACAUUUUAGUUUUAUUUUACAUUUAACACGUAUAUACAACUGUAAAAAAAUGUAUAGAAAUAGAGAAAGGAAAAUAUGUUUUGCUAUGAAUAUAUCCAAAA
This is a messenger RNA of Bactrocera latifrons, 2611 nucleotides long. It is a transcript of the gene PpD3, whose product is annotated as serine/threonine-protein phosphatase 5. The record is from RefSeq and is a predicted model, not a curated record. Gene Ontology annotation, molecular function: protein serine/threonine phosphatase activity; protein binding. Gene Ontology annotation, cellular component: nucleus; cytosol. The transcript has 8 exons. Bases 241 to 1875 code for a protein of 544 amino acids. Lineage: Eukaryota; Metazoa; Arthropoda; Insecta; Diptera; Tephritidae.